UCCUGGAUAGGGAAAGACGCACAGACAGAGAGGGGAGGGGGGGCGAGAUCCGAGCGAGCAAACGAGGUGAGACGGGGGCCUGGGCAAAUAAGGACCCUGCAAACUUUGCAUCCGAAGAAAUAUCGCGGCGUCGACGGGGAGCAGGUUUUAUGGAGGAGAAACAUAGCGGAUGCCCCCCGAUCUCCAGUGAAGCCCCGAUUCUCCUGCCAUGUCCCAGUUGCUGCACGUGGAGAUCCCCAACUUCGGCAGCACGGUGCUGGGCAGUCUGAAUGAGCAGAGGCUGCAGGGACAGUACUGCGAUGUGUCCAUCGUGGUGAAGGGCCAGGCCUUCAAGGCCCACCGCGCCGUGCUGGCGGCCAGCAGCCUCUACUUCCGGGACCUGUUCAGCGGCAGCACCAAGACGCAGUUCGAGCUGCCGUCCUCGGUGGCGCCGGCCUGCUUCCAGCAGAUCCUCUCCUUCUGCUACACGGGCAAGCUGACCAUGGCGGCCAGCGAGCAGCUGGUGGUCAUGUACACGGCCGGCUACCUGCAGAUCCAGCACAUCGUGGAGCGGGGGAUGGACCUCAUGUUCAAGGCCAACUCCCCGCACUGCGACUCCCAGACGGCCGCCAUGGAGGACCCGGGCUCCGAGCCUCAGAGCCCCAGCAACAACCUGGCCUCCGUGCUGGGCCCGCCGGGCUGGUCCCCGUCGCUGACCGCCGGCGGCGCCCGGAGGAUCAAGCUGGAAGGGUGCGAGGCGCCCCUCGGCCUGCAGGGGCUGGGGCAGAAGCGGGGCUCGGGGGAGCUGGCGGGGGCGCUGGGGGCCCGGCUGGCACGGGGCAGCUCGCUCUUCUACGCCGGGGCGGCGGCGGGGGGGGCUGCCUCUGUCUUCCCGGGGGCCCCGCCGUACCCCCUCACCCCGGGGGAGCGGGCCAGCCCUGGCGCCUCCAGCCUGCCCACCACCGACAGCCCCACCUCCUACCAGAACGAGGACGAGGAGUUUGAGGAAGAGCCGUACGACGGCAUCGCCGAGGACGCCUAUGGCCAGCUCUACGCCCGCUCUGCCCACGCCUACAGCAUUCAGGACAAAACGGAGGGUGCGGCCAUGGCCCUGCCCCUGGAGGGCCGGUCCUGCGUGCUGAUUCGCCGGGACCUGGUGGCGCUGCCCGCCAGUCUCAUCAGCCAGAUCGGGUACCGCUGCCACCCGAAACUCUACACCGAGGGCGACCCCGGGGAGAAGCUGGAGCUGGUGGGAGGGACCGGGGUGUUCAUGACCCGAGGACAGCUGAUGAACUGUCACCUAUGCGCUGGAAUCAAGCACAAGGUGCUUCUGCGGCGUCUGCUGGCCACCUUCUUCGACAGGAACACACUAGCCAACAGCUGCGGGACAGGAAUUCGCUCAUCCACCAGUGACCCCAGCCGGAAACCACUGGAUAGCCGUGUGCUCAACGCUGUCAAACUCUACUGUCAGAACUUUGCACCCAACUUCAAGGAGAGCGAGAUGAACGUGAUCGCAGCGGACAUGUGCACCAACGCGCGGCGGGUGCGCAAGCGCUGGCUGCCCAAGAUCAAGUCCAUGCUGCCUGACGGGAUGGAUGUGUACCGGGGCGGGGCGGGGGCGGGGGCGGGCCUGGCGUUGGGGAUGGGCGGGGCCCAGGCCGGCGUGCCCCUGCCCUUCGAGGCCGACUUCAAGUCCCUGACGCCCUCGGGCCUGGCCUUCGAGCAGCGGCUCUACGGUGAGCGCAAGGACAGCCUCAGGACUCACCUCCAGCUGGACGGCGCCAGCCCGGAGCCCGAGGUCAUGCCGGAAGGGGCGGAGCCUGAGCUGGGCGUGGCCGCUGGGGAGGAGGAGCCCGAGGAGGAGGAGGAAGAGGAGGCGGCGCUGGAGAGCUCGGAGGGGGCCAGGGGGGCGGUCCCGCUUGUGCCCGGGGGCGAGGCGGGGGGCGGCGGCUGUCGGCCCUGCACACCAGAAGGACAGAAGGGAGAGGAUUUUGGGGAGGGGCUGCGGAUAAAUGGGCAGUGAGCGGAUCCCCACCACCCCCUUUUUGCAGCACCACCCUCUCCUCCCUCCCCGACCUCUCCGCCCUCCAAAGGGAACCCUUCGACAUAGGACACCACACUAGCAGAACACACAUCCCACCGACACACAGUGCAGUGCGCGAAGGACACUGCUCAGACAAGGACUCACACACACUCCCAACGCAGAGCAGACACAGGCAUGGCAAGAAAGAGAAGGCAUGCAGCAUGCUAAUGUCACAGAGAAAGGCUUCAAACCGGGGAGUUUGACCUGCUGACUAGCAAAAUCCCGGUGAGCACCCGUAUGUAGGUUAGUUCAGUGCAAAAAGCUAUUUUCUUGAUCAUAUUAUUCAUUCCCUUACCAAAAACAAUUGGAUCCAUAGACCUCUAUGCCAUUCUGCUAAGAGGAUACAGACUUUCUGUAAGAUUUUGUAAGUCUGUAAGAUUUUAAGAUGCUUUUAUCAAAGCUGUUUGAGCAACCACAAAGCCAAGGUAACCCUGAUCUAGAAAACAAUUCUGACUGAAUCUACACCUUUGCAAAAAUGCAGCAUGAAUCUAGCACAGUUGGGGGGGGGGUAAAAAGAUGAGAGUUUGAGAACUGUAUAAUUUACCCACUGAAAGAUGUGCAGAACUACGUGGAGGGAGUGUGCAGAUGUUUAUAAUUUUGGAGGAAAAACUCUCUUUU
Megalops cyprinoides (Indo-Pacific tarpon) is the source of this 2680-nucleotide messenger RNA. Its product is annotated as nucleus accumbens-associated protein 2. Gene Ontology annotation, biological process: regulation of transcription by RNA polymerase II. The transcript has 6 exons. The record is from RefSeq and is a predicted model, not a curated record. Lineage: Eukaryota; Metazoa; Chordata; Actinopteri; Elopiformes; Megalopidae. Gene Ontology annotation, molecular function: DNA-binding transcription factor activity, RNA polymerase II-specific; RNA polymerase II cis-regulatory region sequence-specific DNA binding; protein binding. The coding region runs from base 209 to 2002 and encodes 597 amino acids.